ACACAAACAGAAACACCUGUACACGCACAGAGACAUGUACACACACGCACAGAGACAUGUACACACACAUACAUACAGACACGUAUACACACACAGGCACGCAGACACAUGUACAUACACACAGACACAUGUACAUACAUACACACAUACAUGAACACACACACAGACAGACACAUGUACAUACACACAGACACAUACAUACAUGCAUACACAUGUACAUGUACACACACACCCAUAAAAAAGUUGCAGUACUUCAUUGUUCACUCACAGAUCCGAGUACUGCACUCUAGGGGGAGGCAGAGAGCACAGCACACACUCCUUGCUUUGCUUUCACUGCGCUCAGCUAUUGAGUAGUCUGACAGCUCCCAGUGCCAAUGACAGAUCUAGCCUGAGCUCCGAGCCUGCUCAGCAAGACGGCCCUGGGGGACACACUCACCCCCACCAUAAUUUACACUCGCCAUUGGCAAGCAGGCGAGUAGAAAUUUCAAGCCCUGAUCUAGGGU
Molecule: messenger RNA, 503 nt
Organism: Staurois parvus
Lineage: Eukaryota; Metazoa; Chordata; Amphibia; Anura; Ranidae
Source: the annotation of a GenBank genome assembly